Lecanosticta acicola is the source of this 3358-nucleotide messenger RNA. NCBI's taxonomy places the organism in Eukaryota, Fungi, Ascomycota, Dothideomycetes, Mycosphaerellales, Mycosphaerellaceae. The record is from the annotation of a GenBank genome assembly.
AUGGGUGUUCCGGCGCUCUUUCGCUGGCUCAGCAAGAAAUACCCCAAGAUCAUCACUCCGGUCGUGGAGGAGCAGCCACAGGAGGUGGAAAACCCAGAUGGUACUACAACCAAAAUUCCCGUGGACGCGCGGGGGCCAAAUCCCAACCAUGAAGAGUUCGACAAUCUCUAUCUCGACAUGAACGGGAUCGUUCACCCGUGCUCGCAUCCUGAGGACAGGGAGCCGCCGGCCAACGAGGAAGAGAUGAUGAUUGCCGUCUUUGAAUACACCGAGCGCGUGGUCAACAUGGUCCGCCCGCGCAAGCUGCUGAUGAUUGCUGUCGAUGGCGUUGCGCCUCGCGCAAAGAUGAACCAGCAGCGGAGUAGGCGUUUCCGCAGUGCUCAGGACGCCGCCGAGAAGGAUGCGGCGGCGGCCGAGCUCCACGCGCAGAUGCUUGCCAGAGGUGAGCGUACCCAGAGCGGCGGUGGUGAAGAUGCCAAGCCUAAGAAGACUUGGGAUUCAAACUCCAUCACGCCCGGCACGCCCUUCAUGGACCUGUUGGCCGCCAGCUUGCGAUACUGGGUCAGCUACAAGCUUACUACCGACCCGGCGUGGGAGAAGAUGAAGGUCAUAAUUUCUGACGCUACUGUUCCCGGUGAAGGUGAGCAUAAGAUCAUGAACUUUGUCAGGUCGCAGCGCAGUUCGCCAGACCACGACCCCAACACAAGGUAAGCUUCGCCCACUUUUUGUCUCUUUGCCGCUUCUGCUUCUGCUUUCGCUGGACCUCCGCGCAAGAUGCACAUGGUUCUAGGAUUUUGCUAACCUGCACAGUCACGUUAUCUACGGCCUCGACGCAGACUUAAUCAUGUUGGGUAUUGCCACCCACGAGCCUCAUUUCCGCGUUCUUCGAGAAGACGUUUUCGCGUCGGACACCAAACCUGGAGCAUGUAGGAAGUGCGGACAGUUGGGUCACAUUGCCGUGAACUGCCAGGGCAAAGCGAAGCCUAAGCCCGGAGAAGAAGGCUUUGAGAAGCCGCCGUUGAAGCCGUUCAUUUGGCUGCACGUCGGGAUCUUACGAGAGUAUCUCGCGGUGGAAAUGAGCGUACCCAACCAAGGCUUUCAAUUCGACUUGGAGAGAGCAUUGGAUGAUUGGGUUUUCAUGUGUUUCUUCGUCGGUAAUGACUUCUUGCCGCAUCUGCCAUCCUUGGACAUUCGUGAGGAUGGUAUCGAUACUCUGAUCGCGAUCUGGCGGGACAACAUACCCGUGAUGGGCGGAUAUGUGACCAAAGACGGACAUGUUGAUCUCGCGCGUGCGCAGAUGAUUCUUGAGGGCUUGGCGAAGCAAGAAGAUGCCAUCUUUAGGAGGCGACGAGAAACUGAGUUGAGGGAGACAGAAAAGCGAAAGCAGCGUGAACAAAAUCGGAGGCACUCGAACAAGCGGCCCCGAUACUCCAACGGUGGUGAGCCGACUGGCUACGACGAGACGCUCGUUCGAAGAGGAGCGCGAGGUGGUAUCAUAAGAGGCGAGGCUGCGCCAGAUCCGAGCCAGCUACAGACAUUUGCUCCAGGCGCCGCACAGACAAAACAGGAUCCACGAUACGCUGCAAGUCUCACGCAUCAAGAUGUUGUAGGGGGAAAAGCCAGCCAGGAUAACAAGUCAGCUGCCGCAGCUCUUAAGGAGAAGCUGAUGGGCAGCAAGAAGCCGGCGGACAAUCAGAAGGCUGAGCUCGAUGCACUCUUUGCAAACGGCGGCAACGGCGACGCUGCGCCGAUACUUGGGAAGCGAACUCGCGACGUGAUUGACGAUGCUGCAGCAGACGAAGCCAGCUCAGAUCCGUCUACCCCUGGUCGCAAUACACCCAACAAAGAAAUUUCCAACCCCUGGGACCGUGGCACGUCAGGCCAGCUAGGCGGCAACUCGUCUACUGAUGAAAAGGGCGAACCAGAAGACUCCGUGAAAAUGUGGGAGGAAGGCUAUCAAGGCCGGUACUACGAACAAAAGUUCCAUGUCUCGCCUGACGACCUCGAGUUUCGACACAAAGUUGCUCGACACUACGUCGAGGGUUUGUGCUGGGUACUGCUAUACUACUUUCAGGGCUGCCCAUCGUGGACUUGGUACUAUCCUUACCAUUACGCGCCUUUCGCGGCCGACUUCAAGGACAUGGACAAGCAAGUUGUCAACUUUGACAAAGGGAAGCCCUUCCAUCCCUACGAGCAGCUUAUGGGUGUGAUGCCGCCGGCAUCCAAUCACACUCUUCCCGCUGUCUUCCACCCUCUCAUGACCGACGAGGAUAGUCCAAUUAAGGAGUUCUACCCUCUGGAAUUUGAGAUCGACAUGAACGGUAAGAAGAUGUCCUGGCAAGGUAUUGCACUAUUGCCUUUCAUCGACGAAAAGAAGCUGUUGGAAGCCAUGGCCACCAAGUACCCGCUCUUGACGGAGGAUGAAAAUCGACGAAACGCGUUUGGCGAGGAAGCACUCAUAUUCAGCACUAAACACCCACUCUACAGCGAAGUCGUCGCCAAUUUUUACGGCAAGAAGGCUGGUGCGCCUAAAUUCAAGAUCAAUGCGACCAUGUCUGAGGGCCUGUCAGGGAAGGCAUCGAAAGACCACUCCUACAGUCCGAAUGGGGAGCUUUCCUUCCCGCUAGAAGGUGGCGAACAGGACCAAUACACGAGUCUUGACGUUGACGAGAGUGUCAAGGUAUCGUACCACAUGCCUCAGCUCAGCAGCAUACAUAAGUCGAUGCUUCUACCGGGUGUGAAGUUCUCUGCUCCUGUGCUGGAUUACAACGACAUUCAGACAACUCGAAACCGAGCUCAGAAGUCAGGACGCAGCCAUGGUGGUGUACAGCUGUCGCAGAAUGGUGACCGGUCAGACGGCCGUCAGAUGAACUUUGCUGCGCGUGACAAUGUUGACAGCUACCGACCAGAGAACAGAAAUGGCGGCUACGGAAACGGCUACGGUGCUAACGGAGGGUAUGGCAGAGGCGAUGCCUUCUCUAGCAGAGCAGCAGAUGUCUUUGCCAACCUACCACCGCAUCUCGCACAGCAAGCCGCCCAGCAUGGAUUCCCGCCGCCAGGAGGUUAUCAACCACCUGCUCAGUCUCGGGCCCCACCACCAAUGCCCCAAGGAUACCCACCGUCGCGCGACGAUCUUUAUCGACCUCCCCACCCUCCACCGCCGCAUCAGAACGGAUACGGCUCUGGGGGCGGGUAUGGCGGAGGCUACGGUGGUGACGGCCACAGAGGGAGUGGAGGUUACGGAGGCGGCAGCUACGGAGGAGGCCGCGCAGGAGGAGGAGGAGGAGGUGGAUAUGGUGGAUUGAACGGAUACCAAGGCGGCCGCGGCGGAGGAGGCCGUGGCGGACGACGCUAUUGA